AUGGCUCCAUUCCAAGAACAUUUGCAAGAGGAAACAAGUAUCAAUUGUUCAAGGCUCGAAGUUCUUGAUCUUGGAAACAACAAGAUAAAUGACACAUUCCCAUAUUGGUUGGGAAAUCUUCUAGAGCUACAAGUGUUGGUUCUUCGUUCCAACAAAUUAUACGGUUCUAAUUGGGGUUGUUCAAAGACCAAAAAUUGCUUUCCUAAAUUGAAAAUCUUUGAUCUCUCCAACAACAAGCUUAGUGAUUUCUUGCCAGCCAAGUAUUUCAAAAAUCUUAAUGCCAUGAUGGACUUUGGUGAAGUUGAGAGGAGGUUGCAAUACAUGGGCGAGGAUUAUUAUCAAGAUUCUGUGAUGGUAACAUGGAAAGGAUUUAAGCAUCAACUAGUGAAAAUUAUCACUAUUUUCACUACCAUUGAUUUCUCAAAUAACAAUUUUCAUGUAGAGAUUCCAAAAUUAAUUGGGAAGCUUCAUGCUCUUCGUCUUCUCAAUCUUUCUCAAAACAACCUAAUAGGCUGUAUCCCACCAUCUAGCGGGAAUAUGCGUGACUUGGAAUCCUUAGACCUUUCUUCAAAUAAGUUAGUUGGGAAAAUUCCUUGGCAAUUGACCAAAUUGAACUUUCUUGGAUUUCUAAAUUUGUCAAAAAACCAUCUCAAUGGACCCAUACCUCGAGACAACCACUUCAAUACCUUCUCAAACAAUUCAUAUGAUGGGAAUUUGGCAUUAUGUGGAUUUCCUCUGUCAAACACAUGUGAAACUUAUGAGAAGACACCACAACCACUCUCAAAAUCAGAUGAUAGAGAAUCUUCAAAUGGUUUUGGUUGGAAAGCAGUGUUGAUUGGCUACGAAUGUGGAAUGGUAUUAGGAGUUACGAUGGGAUAUCUUGUGUUCUCAACAGGAAAGCCUCUGUGGGUUAUAAGGAUUGUUGAAGGAAGACAACCUAAAAGGAGAAGACUGAACAACAAACGUGGAAGAAUAAGCACUUAG
Molecule: messenger RNA, 984 nt
Organism: Mangifera indica (mango)
Lineage: Eukaryota; Viridiplantae; Streptophyta; Magnoliopsida; Sapindales; Anacardiaceae
Product: receptor-like protein 33
Exons: 1
Coding region: 1-984 (327 amino acids)
Molecular function (GO): protein binding
Source: RefSeq, a predicted model, not a curated record